AUGGGCUACCGAGUGAAUGGCCUUCCUCCUUUUCAGGUCUCCUUUAGCAUCACUUUCCCUGAAGGUUACGUUGGGAAAGAGAAGAUGGACACCAAGUUCAAAGUUGAGGCAGACGACUCUCAAGUGCAGGUUGGCGUGCUGAACCAGUUGGCUAGGACGGCCAAGUACGAAACGAACAAAAGUAGCGCUCCCACGUUGGAUGCGGAUUCUCUCGAACUUCAUACGAAGCUUGAAGCGCUGAAGGUCAUUGCCAGUACCGCUUCUCCUGUGUUGAACAAGUGCAAUGGUCGUGGCUCCAUUGAUGACGAUGAAACGACGGAAGGAUCGGAGAGGGGAGAUUUGGUGCCUCGGUUGCUUCGAGUUUGCUCCUUCGCUUCAGUUCUUCCCAUUGGCUCUUGGAAAAAACGGGCAAAUCAGGGCAAAAGAAAACAAUAUGUGUAUAGACAUAUUAACGGGGGUUUCCAUAAAUGGGGGAUCCCAAAAAUGGUUGGUUUACAAUGGACAAUCCCUUUUUUACAUGGAUGA
Cladocopium goreaui is the source of this 525-nucleotide messenger RNA. NCBI's taxonomy places the organism in Eukaryota, Dinophyceae, Suessiales, Symbiodiniaceae. The record is from the annotation of a GenBank genome assembly.